UUUUCUUCAUCACUACUCUAUCUCUGUUAAUCUAUUACUACUUCUAAGUCUGUUUGCUGGUUAUAUUAUAUUUCUGGUUUAAAUCUCUUUGUGUGUUUUGAGGGGAAUUAUAUUUUGAAAGCACAGCAGGAAAGGAAAAAAAUAAUAGUAAGAAAGAUGUUGGGAAUAUUCAACAAAGAAUUGGUGCAACCUCCUCAGGAGCUGAAUAGCCCGGCCUCAUUGAAUUCUUCUUUGAAGCCUAAGCUUCCAAACGAGAUUUUGAACCACUUCAUUUCUCAAUCUAGUGAUGCCUUCUCAAUCGGCUUUGGAGAUGCAAUGUCUUUGGCAUAUAUUCCACCAGAGAAAACAUAUUCCAUUCAUCAGAGGUUGUUCUGUGGUAUAGAUGACAUAUACUGCAUUUUCCUGGGGAGCCUAAACAAUCUAAGCAGCCUCAUCAGGCAGUAUGGCUUAUCAAAGGGCACAAAUGAGGCCAUGUUUGUGAUUGAGGCAUAUAGGACCCUCCGUGACAGGGGCCCAUAUCCUGCUGAUCAAGUCCUCAAAGAUUUGGAUGGAAGCUUUGGAUUUGUUGUCUAUGAUAACAAGGCCAGAACAGUCUUUGCUGCACUGGGUGCAAAUGAAGAAAUUAGGCUCUUCUGGGGUAUUGCAGCUGAUGGUUCUGUGGUGAUUUCUGACAACUUAGAUGUCAUAAAAGCAAGCUGUGCUAAAUCAUAUGCACCAUUCCCUACUGGGAGCAUGUUCCACGGUCAGAAUGGGUUGAUGAGCUUUGAGCAUCCAAAAUUGAAAAUGAAGGCAAUGCCUAGGAUUGAUAGCGAGGGGGUCAUGUGUGGGGCCAAUUUUAAGGUUGAUAACCAAUCAAGGAUCCACAGCAUGCCACGUGUUGGAAGUGAAGCCAACUGGGCAACAUGGGGCUCACAUUAAUUCUUGACUCAGAUUCAUAACACAAUAGUGUGAAACCUAUAUCCACCCAAACAUUUGAUUUGGUGUUGAUUAUUACUGGUUUUUGUUGUACAUUUGCCUCACUUAUUGAGUUGAAUUGACUUGCAAUCCUUGUAUAUGAAUAAAAUGUUUUAAAGUUUAUAUGGGGCUAAGUGAUUUGCAAAUU
Quercus lobata is the source of this 1102-nucleotide messenger RNA. RefSeq names its product stem-specific protein TSJT1-like. Lineage: Eukaryota; Viridiplantae; Streptophyta; Magnoliopsida; Fagales; Fagaceae. The transcript is spliced from 4 exons. Bases 157 to 918 code for a protein of 253 amino acids. The record is from RefSeq and is a predicted model, not a curated record.